This is a messenger RNA of Chrysochloris asiatica (Cape golden mole), 1146 nucleotides long. Its product is annotated as mas-related G-protein coupled receptor member X1-like. The record is from RefSeq and is a predicted model, not a curated record. The transcript has a single exon. Gene Ontology annotation, biological process: G protein-coupled receptor signaling pathway. Bases 1 to 1146 code for a protein of 381 amino acids. Gene Ontology annotation, cellular component: membrane. NCBI's taxonomy places the organism in Eukaryota, Metazoa, Chordata, Mammalia, Afrosoricida, Chrysochloridae. Gene Ontology annotation, molecular function: G protein-coupled receptor activity.
AUGAUAUCCAAGAAGAACACCUUGGUGCAGCUUCGUGUGGUUGUGUCCACAGGUGAACCCUGGGCAGCAGCGCCUUUCAGAGACUUCCCAAACUGGGUUCCAGCCAACAUGGCGUCCUCUUCCACGCCAUCUCUCUGGCCACUAGCCUACAACAGUGGACUGGAAGAAAUGAACAUGGAGCCCACUAACAGCCCCGGGAACUACACCCAGAGCAAGACGCUGGCCAGGCUCACCUUCCCCAUCACAGUUGUCAUCAGUCUCUUUGGGCUCUUCUGGAACGGGACCGUCCUCUGGCUCCUGGGUUUCCGCAUCAAGAGGAAUGCUUUCUCUGUUUACGUCCUCAACUUGGCGGGAGCAGAUUUCACCUUCCUGUGCUGCCAGCUCUUCUUCGUCUUGACGGACAUUCUGACAGGUUCCUAUGAUAUUUCCUUGACAAUCCUUCACUUCAAGGUCAAGUGGCACUUUUAUUCCACCUUCCCCAUGGCUAAACUUGUGGCCCCGAUAGCGUUUUCCUCCUACACCAUGGACAUGAGUCUCCUGGCCGCCAUCAGCACGGAACGCUGCCUGUCCGUUCUCUGCCCGGUCUGGUACCGCUUCCACCGGCCCAAACACCUGUCCACCAUCGUGUGUGUCCUGCUUUGGACCAAGUCCCUGUUGGUGUGCACACUGACAGGAGACAGCUGUGGUUUCCUGUCCAGAGGCUACAGUAGGCAGGCCUGCUACCAUCUCACUGUGGUCAGUGCAGUGCUGAUCCUCCUCUUGGUCUCUGUGAUGUGUGUGUCUAGCUUGACUCUGCUCCUCAGGGUCCAGUGCUCCUCCCAGCGACACCACCCCACAAAGAUCUAUGUUAUUAUCCUGCUCACUGUCCUUGGGUUCCUGCUCUGUGGCCUCCCUUUUGGAAUGUACUGGCUACUUCUAGACUGGUACCAAACCCUACUCCAGCCCAUGAACCUGCCCUACUAUCUCAUUGAUAUUCUGUCCUGUAUGAACAGCAGCGUCAACCCCAUCAUCUACUUUUUUGUUGGGAGUUUCAGGCGGUGGAGGAAGUGGGAGUCCCUGAGGGUGGUCCUGCAGAGGGCUCUCAGGGAUGAGGUGGGGGUGGAAAAGGAGUCUUCCCACACAGGCACCAUGGAGCUGUCUGUCUGA